This is a messenger RNA of Amphiprion ocellaris (clown anemonefish), 5091 nucleotides long. Its product is annotated as putative cytochrome P450 120. Gene Ontology annotation, biological process: sterol metabolic process. Gene Ontology annotation, molecular function: oxidoreductase activity, acting on paired donors, with incorporation or reduction of molecular oxygen; heme binding; monooxygenase activity. NCBI's taxonomy places the organism in Eukaryota, Metazoa, Chordata, Actinopteri, Pomacentridae. The transcript has 11 exons. The coding region runs from base 213 to 1481 and encodes 422 amino acids. The record is from RefSeq and is a predicted model, not a curated record.
UGAGGUGGGUACUUCGAGUUACCUCAGAGAAACCAGUGACAACAAUGAGAAAGCAGUAAUCUGACCCACGGCAGAGCCUCUCGAUUAAAAGGGUUAUUAUCAGGUGAUGAUAGCAGGAAGUAGCCGGACCCGGGGCUCCGUCUAAUUAAAGUCCAGCCUCUGUUUCAGCCUCCAGACUGAGUCCACCUGAGCGUCUCUCUCCACGGCUCUGAAUGUCUAAACUACCAGGAAAUGCAGGUGUGUCGGUGCUCGGGGACAAGUCGCUGGAGUUCUACCGGGAUCCAGUGAGCUUCUGCCGGCAGAGGAUCGACAAACACCGGAGCAGAGUGUUUGUGAGCCGCCUGCUGAACCGACCGACCGUCUUCAUCUGCUCCGUGGAGGCGAUGAGGGAGCUGCUGUGUGAGAAAUCCAACCAGUUUCUAAAGGAUCCGACUGAUCUGAUGACAAACGUGUACGGUGACACUAUUGUUACCACUAACGGUGAAGAAGCUUGCCUCCUCCGUCUGUCCUUCACCAGCCUUUUUACAGGAACACGUCUGGAAUCAUCAUCUGAUUAUAUCACCAGUGUUUGUGAGCGCUGUCUGAAGGACCUCUCUGUCAGAGACCAGCCACAGUGUGGAUACUCCGUCUUUAAGCAUCUGGGGACGGAGCUGGUGUUGGGCCUUUUUCUGAACGUACGAGCCGAGGAGCAGCCAGAACUUUUUGAGGAAAUCUCACAGCUCUGCACUACGCACUGGCAUGGUCUCAUCUCUGCUCCCAUAAACCUAAAGGGUCCUCUGUGGUCCUCGGGCUUUUCUACGGCUCUGGACGCCAGAGACAAACUGAUGGACAUCGUCAAAGACAAACUGCAGAAUGACAAAGAGGGUUUUGUCGGCCAUCUCGGUUCUCUGCCGCUGCCCGACUCCAGAGCUGCUGCCCAACAUCUGCUGCUCUUCAUCUCAGCUCUCAUCCCCAAAGCUCUGGCGUCGCUGCUCACCUCCUUCACUCUGGCACUCAGCGGAAACGAAAAGGAGGAGACCCGUCGCCGAGCAAAAGAAGAUCCUGACUUCCUGCACAGAGUUCUGCUGGAGGUGCAGAGGCUUUGGCCGCCUUUCAUUGGAGGACGCAGAUUAGCUGAUCAGGACUCCACCCUCGCUGGGUUUCUGGUUCCUAAGGAUUAUGGUGUGGUCUACAUCAGCCACGCCAUCCAUCGAGACCCGGAGGUGUUUCAGGAGCCGGACAGCUUCCUGCCGGACAGAUGGAGCGGAAGAAACGCAGGCCAGGAGCAUUUCCUGUGUUCCUUUGGCAACGGGCCCAGAAACUGCAUCGGACCGAAACUCACCAACGUCUUCCUCAAGGAAGCGUGCACGUACCUGUUAGAGCACUACGACUGGAGCUUGGACCCUCCGGAUCAGGACCUGCAGUACAAAUGGCUGCCGGUGUCUCGGCCCGCCGACCCCCCGACCAUCUCCUUCACCCCGACAGGAUGUGACACCAGAUAGAGAUGCACAGUACGUUUCACGAAGCACUAGAAACUGACCGUCAAGCAAACAUAGUGUCAAGAAUGAGCAGAGGAAGCGAAGAGUUUUACUGAUAUAUAUGGAAUUACUUCAGAUAUUUUUAGGAUUUUUUUUGGAAGAUUUUUACUUAUUUUUUGAAAAUGUUUACAAGGUUUUGCAAAUUUAAAGUUUGAAAAUGUGGGAAAAAAAUAUCACUUUAAAUAUUUUUAGGAUUUUUUUGGGAAGAGUUUUACUCAUUUUUUGAAAAUAUUUUCUUGCCAAAUUUGUUAUUUUAAAAAAAAAAAAAAAAACUUUUAAGGGAAACUUUUAAGGAAUUAUUAGAAUUUUCUUCCUGAAGGUUUUGCAAAUUUUCAGAAAUUUGGGGAAUUUUUUUUGCAGAAUUUUUGGAUUUUUUUCAUACAAGGAAACAAUAUUUUUUGUGGCCUGUAAAUGAGGACAACAGGAGGGUUAGGUAGGUGGUAUUUAUAAAAGUAAUAAUAAUAAUAACUUAAAAAAAAUUUCAAUUAACCUCCAAUAAUUUGAGCUAGAAAUGGCAUUUUUUUCCCCCUCUUACUGCAGUAUAAAUAUUCACACUGUUCCAUGCAGGUUCUCUCACGUGCACACAUGAAGACGGAGGUAAACCCUCAGAUUCCAUCACUGGCUGUCUCCCCUGCCCCUCUACCACCUAGCAACCACCACUGCUUAGCAACAGUUCGUCAUACCGACACCGACUUGCCUCCGUUUAAUAUGCAAGUCUCACACACACACUAACCUGGUUAUUUUUGAAAGCAUUCGGUCGACACGCCGUCUGAAUCCUGUGUAAACGAUGCCAGGAGGCAUUUUAGAAGGAUCUGAAUCAUAAACGUGAGCUACCCGGCGCCUGCUACGGGAGAAUUAAUGUCAUAUUUAUUAACCCUCCUGUUCGUCUCAUUUACCAAAAAAUAUUGUUUCCUUGUCUGAAAAAAAAAAAUCCAGAAAAUCUGCAAAAAAAAAUUUGCAAAACCUUCAGGAAGAAAAUUCCAAUAAUUCCUUAAAAGUUUCCCUUAAAAGUUUGAUUUUUAAAAAUCCCCCAAAUUUGGCAAGAAAAUUAUUGAAAAUAUUUUCAAAAAAUGAGUAAAAAUCUUCCAAAAAAAUCCUAAAAAUAUCUAAAGUGAUUGCAUAUAAGUAAAACUUCUAAUAUUUUCUUUAAGAACAUUCACAAAAAAAUCAACCAAAAUCUAGUGAAAUUCGCUAGAUUUUGGUUGAUUUUUUGUGAAUGCUCUUAAGAAACAUUUUUAACAUUUCUUUUUUUCCACCAAAAAAUGUUCAGAGAUUUCCCAAAAAUGUUGAAAAUGUGGACAUCAGAAGUUUCACUGUGAAAAUCUAUUUUUUUUUCCCCACAUUUUCAAACUUUGAAACGGGUCAGUUUUGACCUGCAGGAUGACACGAGGGUUAAUGUGAAGUGCUUUGUGUGAUGUCACAUACAUGUGUUGUGUGUUUUUGUGUUUUUAUCUGCACUUUGUGGUUUUAUGGUGUCUUAAUGUUUGAGACACUGUCUGACUUUAUGUAAUGUUUAAUUUUUUAAGUGUGUAACUCUGAGUGCUUUGUUACGGGAAAAAAUGUGGUUUCCAUUAUUUCAUGUGGUCACAUAUGAUGUAAUUUUAAAUGCGAUUAACUUAUUUAUCUGACUUUAUUUUUAGUUUGUACCACAGUGGAGUGAUUUCCAAGGAAUGAGAGGUCAUCAGGCGAUUAAAAGAAAAAAAACAAACAUGGUUUAAAGGUCAUUUUAACAUAUAUUCAAUUACUAUUCUGCUGUAAAGUCAUAUUUAAAUUAAAAUGAACCUGCUAGCAGGUUUAAAAGGCAUGUUAUCUUUUUAAAAAAUCGCCCAUUUAGAAAGUAGAAAACACACAAUGAAAGAAUAAUUGUUUUCUCCUUUCUGAUGCUUCUCAGCUCAUUUAUGUUUAGCAUGCUGUUCCGUUAACCAGAUUUAAACACUUUAUUCUGCAUGUCUCAUUUAAAAAUUUACUAAAAAUAAAUAGUUUGCCUUAAUCAGAUUGUAGGAAAAAAGAAAAGGAAAAAAUCUGUAGCCCGUAGUGACUCGUCUGGAACUAACAAUCAAAUAUUCUGAGGCUUUUCUGCUGAACUACAGGCAGUGUUUACAGCUAUCAGAUAGCAGAUAAGUAUGAAAAAUAGGUCAAAUAUUUACAAUAUGUAGACUGGUUAUUGUUUUCUACUGUUGGGAACACAAAUGGCAGCACUUGAAAUGUUGAUUCUGGAUUUUUCAACUUUUGCAAAGUAAAUUAUCCCAAAUAUUCAACUUUUGUUUUUUCUUUUUUUGUAUAAUUAAUGCAUUCUAACACAAACCUUUUACCUGUAUCGGUGUACAGUUGAUGUUUAUUAGAUAUAUUUGUAUAAUCUUGUGCAAUCCGAAGUAAUGCCUUAAUAUUCAGGUUUUAGUCGCUGUCAAAGGUGUUAUUUACUACUUUUGUUUUUCUUUUUUUAUGAUUCAGGGCAUUCUAGCGGGGUAAUAUGACAUAUUUUAGUUCUCUCUGCUUCUAGUCGUGGCUGUGCUGUGUGUUUAGUACAGGGGUGUCCAACAUGCAGCCCGUGGGCCAAAAGCGGUCCUCCAGAGGGUCCAAUCCGGCCCUCAAAGUGUAAAAAUUACAGAGAAGACAUUAACUGCAGAUUGUAAAUUAGUAAAACUAUAAAUUUAAAAUCAUUUCUAGACCAUGACAAGUUGUUUUGAUCAUAGAGUAAAAUACUAGAUUGUUCUUUUGUCUCAUUUUUUAAUAUUUUGUCUUGUUUUUGUUGUUUUUUGUCUUUUUUCGUCAGACUUUUGACGUUUGUCAUAUUUUUGUCGUCUUGUUUCUCGCUUUUGUCUUGCUAGUGUUUUUUUGUGUUAUUUUUGUCAUUUUUUGUUUUGCCUUAUUCGUUGUUCUGUGUAUAGUUUGUCGUUUGUCUACUUUUUUGUCAUUUUGUUUCUCGUUUUUGUCAUUUGUCCAUUUUUUUUGUCUCUUUUUGUUGUUUCGUGUCGUUUAUCUCAUUUUUGUCAUUUUGUUUCUCAUUUUUGUCAUUUUGUGUCAGAUUUUUGUAAUAUUUCACCUUGUUUUUGUUGUCUUUUUUUGUCUGACUUUUGUUGUUUUGAUCAUAAAGUACAGUCCUCUAUGGUUCAGUCCCAGAUAGCUGUGACUAAAUGUUGUGUUCCUUUGUAGACACUCUGUGAUCUGGAAGUUGUAAAGUGUAAAUGAUAAACUGAGGCUGAAUGUUGAUGAAAUUGAACUUAUUUUUCUUCAGAAAUUUCAGGUUGUUUUGAAAAAAGAUAAUUCCUUAAAUGUGAGCAUUUUCAGAAUGUACUUUUUUUGCAGUAAAACAAAACAAACAUUAGGAAUUGUGGUUAUUUAUAGGUUAUUAUACUGUGGUUUUACUGGUCACUGGAGAUCAAAUUGGGUUGAAUGUGGAACCUGAACUAAAAUUAAUUUGACAACAUCAAAAUUACAGUUUCAGGACACCUAAGGUUGAGAUGCACUUACAGAAAUAAAUGCACAACAACAUUCUUGCUGUAUUUUAUCGUGUUCGAGGCAUUUCAGGACCGCUGUGUUGGUUAAAAUAAAGAUCUGCUCAGUCUGAACGACA